CUGCAAGAGCUGCUAAUGAAGCCAAAGGACAAAUCUUGGCUAACACCUCUCACGAACUUCGAACGCCGUUAGGAGCGAUCAUAGGAGUAUUAUCAGCAUUUGAGGGUACUCCAUUGACGAAAGACCAAAAAGAAAUGGUUCAAAUAAUGAUGCGUGCAUCUGACAUUGUUCUUGCAGUGGUCAACGACAUCCUUGACGCAGCGAAACUCGAGGCACAGAAACUUACGCUUGUAAACAGGACCUUUGAUCUUCUUUUUUUGGUCGAAGAAACCAUCGACAUUUUCGGGGAACAGGCAGGAAAUAAGAGGAUUGAACUGAUCUUAGAUUGCGAUCCUACCUCUUUACCUAAAUAUGUGAAGUCCGAUCCUGACAGCAUUAAGUUUACGGAAACUGGUGAAGUGGUUCUCAAAAUUUCAAUGGCUUCGUCAAAUAAAUUGAUCACCAAAGGGAUUGACUCAAGAGAUGAGAAUAAUGUUAUCGGGAAAGAAAAAUUAUUUAUGGAAUUUGUUGAUACUGGCAUUGGGAUAGAUGCCGUCUUUAUGACGCGCAUAUGGGAUAGCUUCUCGCAGGAAGAUGCCUCAACGACGAGGCUCCAUGGUGGUACGGGUUUAGGCCUUUCAAUUUGCAAACAUUUGAUAACUAUAAACGGAGGUGAAUUUGGUGUCGAAAGCGAAUUGGGAAAAGGAAGCCGAUUUUGGUUCACUUGGAAU
This is a messenger RNA of Acaulospora morrowiae, 710 nucleotides long. Lineage: Eukaryota; Fungi; Glomeromycota; Glomeromycetes; Diversisporales; Acaulosporaceae. The record is from the annotation of a GenBank genome assembly.